Gallus gallus (chicken) is the source of this 7361-nucleotide messenger RNA. RefSeq names its product desumoylating isopeptidase 2 (gene DESI2). The record is from RefSeq and is a predicted model, not a curated record. NCBI's taxonomy places the organism in Eukaryota, Metazoa, Chordata, Aves, Galliformes, Phasianidae. Gene Ontology annotation, biological process: protein deubiquitination. The transcript is spliced from 5 exons. The coding region runs from base 3390 to 3989 and encodes 199 amino acids. Gene Ontology annotation, molecular function: deubiquitinase activity.
AAGCAACUUGCUGCAAAGUAUUGAGGAUGUGGGGCUGUGCUCUUAGACAUCCUUCUACAGUAAAAUUCAGAUCAGACUAAACGAAGGGAGUCUGUUCUGUGCAAUGGAAGCGUGAGUGUAGCUCCUGAGAUCAGUUUGGGUUUCCAGAACGUAGAGCAUAUCACUGGAGCAGCCAGCUACGUGUAUGUCAUUUCAUCUGUUAUGAUCUUUAUUUUGUAAGCUGUGUGUGAUCUUUGCAGCUGUGGCCAAACUCAGUGUACUUUAAGCUGUGUUUGUUCUGCGUUCUUUUCUUCACCGAGAUAAGGCAUUUUGUUCAGUGGGAGAAUGCGACCGACCUUCCAAAAACUGAUUCAGAUCAAGUAAUAAUUAGAUGUAAUUACUGUUCCUAGGGGGAAAGUAAUUCUGCCUUGCUGAAAUUCUUUUGUCUUCAGUUCACCUACUCUGUUCUUACUGGAAAUACAAAGUGAAGUGCUUUUGGCACUCCUUUCAAGCUGCUGACGUGUAUUUAAUCUGCUGCCACUGCUCGGUUUCUGUAGCCAGGUAAGUUGCAUCCAUGUACUUCAGUGCUACCAGCAGUGAGGAACGCUCACCCGAGUAACACGGGACACGCUGAACAGUGCAUUGCAGCAGCUCUCCAUCCCAUCCACCUGCCCCUGUACUGCUCCACAAGGCAGCUCUGUGACGGCCUUUUGUUGUGCCCCCACACCUUGCAUCGGGUUUCACAAGGUUGUAGGAGCAGAGUUGUUUUUUCCUGCCCGGUAACAAGCUAGUUUUAUCACUUGCAGCACUUAUGGGAUAUUGUGUAACUUGUGUCCCCUUGUCAGACAGCAGAUCUGACAUGUGUGUGAUCGUGCAUUAUUUGGAACUCGGAGGCCAGACCCAGAAUUUUCUGCCAAAAUGGGUGUCCUGGUGAGGAUCAGAGCUCUGAGAACCCUGUCCAGAUCUGUUUGAGGUUACGUAGAUCAGGACAACCAUUCUCAUUAGGCAAGCACACUUUUUGCCUGUGUUGACAAACUUUAUGUUGAAUAUUCCUAUGGUAUUGAUUGUAAGUAUAAAUACAAAGCUAUUUUGAAAUGAUGGAGUGGACGAGUGUAGAAAAUGAGCUUCAGAGGUAGGUUUACGUUCAAGAAGCUCUUGAAUUGUUCUGGUUUUAAUUUCACUUCAGUGAACAGAAUCUAUUUUUUACCCAUGUGGUUGGGGUGGGUUUAACUUCCACCUUGACUUCUCUGUUCUGUUUCUCUACACCGAGUAGAUGUAGCCCUGUAUAUUUCUGGAUGUACUUAAUCUGAGAAGUUGGGUUAGAUGCAAAUGGACCAGCAGCGCUUGCUCUUUUCUAGGGAGAGAGAAGGAAACAAUUUGUUAGGCCCUAAAGAGGUUCAGGUGAUGGUGUAGUACAGUCAUCCACGUCCCGCUAGCUAAUGGAGUGACUGAUUAACAGAGCCAGCCAUCAAGGCCACCUGUAAAGUUCAGUCUUAAGCAAAAUGUAUCCACAGAUCUCAAUGACCCUUGGCCUUAAAUACGUGCAAGGAGCAAAAUCUGUCUGCUGCAGACUCCUGUUGACAAGAAUUCCCCUAGCUGGCAUAUCUGAAGAAGAGCUCAUCAAGUCCUUGGUGUCUUACUAUGCAGAUAAUUAUCAUGUCCCGUGCCUGCCGGCACAACUGUGAUGUUUGCUGACUGCUAGCAGCUGAAUUGAGGGCUGGAUUUGGUGGUGCUUAGAAUAAGGGUGACUCUAAAAGCCAAAUACACCCAUUUCUGAUGCCAGAAACAUGGUAACAUUUGGCCUGAACUGCUCUUUCUGCCAUUUAACUUUGAUUUUCGUGAGCGGUGUCUCACUGCAAAGCGUAGUGGAUCAUUCUUGUUGGGGAAAAAAAUGGCUUUCAGAAAUGUUCACUAAAUGCCAGGUCAAUAAAACGUCUGUCAUUAUGCACUAACUCCAGCUAGCACACUUGACAGUGUGACGCCUGUCCCCUCUUACAUUUUUAUCCUCAGUUAUGCUGUUUUCAUAGUGACUUUGUAUCAGAAAGCACGUUAUGUCACCAGUUGGUGUGAAUAAGGUAGCUUUUGUCCUUUCCUUCCCAUCAGCUGAAUCAAUACCUUGCUGAAGGUGCUCCCCCUGUCCAUGUCCCCACUGAGCCGCCUCCUUGUCAGCCUGAUCUGCUGCGUGUGCUGGGAGUGGAUGAUGUGGGAGGGAGGAUCCCACUGCUGGAGAAACAGACAGGAUAAUGACUGCUGGGUUCUGCUGAGAGGCUUCUCUUCCCAGUCUAUUUCUGUCCUAAGGACCCACCUGAGAGUUUUUAUUUUUCUUUAGCCUUUCUUGGAGAUUGUUCUUCAAAUUGCUCCUCGGAGACUGAUAUUAUGAAAGUGGUGAUGUAGCCAAGGAAAGACAUUCAUUUUGAGGGCUUCCUUUUUCCGAACUCCGUGUGUCUUUAUGGUGCUGAGGGUGAUUGUGAGCUGAUAGGCACUCACCGCUGCUGCUUUUGAAAAAGAAAACAGAAAGCACUGAGGAAAGGGUUUUCUCUCUUCUUUUUUUUUUCCCCUUCUCAGGAGGUGGGUGGCAAUAGUACUGAAACACAGCUAUGUUUCUUAUCAUAGAAGUGAUCAGCAGUGAUAGAUUGGAAACAUAUACUGGAGGUACGCAAAGGACAUCUGAUAAACAGAGUCAGAUAUAUCAGGAGCCAAGUAAGAGUUCAGGCUGUUGUAUGCUGUAACAAUCAGAAAGAUCAGUGUGAUGGAAUGGUGAUACCAGAGGUGUGAUGACAAAGGGACUAGUGCAGUAGAAAGGUGAUACAAAGGAAAAAGAGCUCACCCAUCUCUGAAGAUGUAGGCUUGAAAGGGAAACUCCAAAGCGAGGCAUCUCCAACCAGAGAUCCUUCCCCAGUGGCAGUCAGCCCUGAAAUGAGGUCUAAGAGAGGUGCAGCCAGGCUCCACCCCUUCCGGUCACAUAGCUGAAUUGCCUUCACCUGUGCUCCCAGGGCUGACUGGGUCCUUUCCCCAGGGACUCAAUCAGUGGUUUAGGCCGUGACUCAGCAGUUCCCAUACAUAUGGUGACCAGCAAUUCAAAGGCAAAAUAUAAGCUAAUUUAAUUCCAUCUUAAAUAUCUUCUGAGUGUGUUGUGAUCAUCUGGUCAUAAGCAAAAGUGUGGUCAUUACAUAAAUAACAGCUGGGGUCCGUGUGUAAUAGCUCUACAAUUUGAUGUUCUUUCAAGGAAAAAAAAGGUUUGCUCUUGCAGUAUCAUUGCAGUUGAUUCAAGUAUGUACUCUGUUAGUGGAAAACUUUAAAGUUCUGACUUGGGCAAGAUUAAAAAUAAUAAAAAAGUGUAUUUCUUCCAAGUAUGGGUUCCUUGGCUGGCAGGCGAUGACUAGCAGCACUAAGACGUGGAGUAAAACCUAAUGGAAUUACCUGACCAUGUAUGGUUAACAGCACGCGCUGUUCCCGUUAAAGAAAAGUAUUGGAUGAAUGAGUAUACUUCUUCCCUUGGAAUUGGAGUAUUCCAUUCGGGUAUAGAGGUGUAUGGCCGAGAAUUUGCCUAUGGUGGUCAUCCAUACCCUUUUUCUGGAAUAUUUGAAAUUUCUCCAGGAAAUGCUUCCGAGCUAGGAGAGACAUUUAAAUUUAAAGAGGCUGUGGUUCUAGGCAGCACUGACUUCAUGGAAGAUGAUAUAGAAAAAAUAGUAGAAGAGCUUGGAAAAGAAUUCAAAGGAAAUGCUUAUCACCUAAUGCACAAAAACUGCAAUCACUUUUCUUCAGCUUUAUCUGAGAUUCUGUGCGGAAAGGAGAUUCCACGAUGGGUGAAUCGCCUUGCCUACUUCAGCUCUUGUAUACCAUUUCUCCAGAGCUGUCUGCCGAAGGAAUGGCUGACUCCUGCAGCCCUCCAGUCCAGUGUCAGCCAGGAGCUACAGGAUGAGCUGGAGGAAGCUGAGGAUGCAGCAGCAUCUGCUUCCUUGGCAAGCUCAGCAUCUGGGUCUAGAACUGGACGCCACACCAAAUUAUAAGUCCUCCUCCAGAGUACUAAAUGGUUUGAAAUACUUCAGUUUAAUCUCUCCAGCAAUUGACUUUCUGACAGAACGUGAGAGCUGACUCCAGAACAUUGUUUUUAUAUGCAAAAAUGGCUCUCAUCAGCCCCUGUUUCAGCUCAGGAUUAUUUAAGUAGCGAAAAGAAUUGCUGAGAGAAAAGGGAAGGAUUUUGUGUGAAGCCACCCUUUUCAUUUUCACCCGUUUGCUAGACCUGAGUUAACAUCUUGUAUAAAGUAGAACUUAAAUUAUUUGUUUACAGUAUUGUGUACUGCUGUUUACAAGUCCUGUAAGGACUCCUGCCACCAUGGAAGAAGAGAGAACGUGAGUUUUACUGGUGUAACUCCAAGGCAGUGGUAUGAUGCCCUGGCUAUGAACUCUCCCCUUUGUUUUCAAGAUUUAAGGCAGGUGCAACUUAAAUUUCUGAGAAAUGCUAGAAACUGCUGAACGCUGUCCAUGUGAACAGGGUACCGUGCGCUCCAAGUGGCUGAUGUAAACAGGUAGAUUCCAGGAUGUAGGGAGACUGAAUUUUGUGUAAGAUCUUUUUAUUGAAGUAUGACCUCUACAUUCAUGAAGCUGAGGAUUUUUGCACAUAUGAAGGGAAAUUUCUAUCUCGUUACGCUGCCCAUUGUUCCCUAACGUUUUGUUUUUUUUUAAUUCAGCCCCAUGCAGUUUGCAGAGUAUCUUCUGUCCAUAUUUACAGUCUACUUCAACCGGGAUUUAGAUAUGUGAUUAUCGCCUCUUAAAAGCAUCAACAAUUUUUUUGCUGUUUGCAUUACUUGAUUUAAAACUUGUAUAUACAAAGUUAGCACUUGUAUAUUUUUUCUUUUAAUUUUAUUAUUUCAUGUAGUUUGAAUAGCAUAAUACAAGCCAUUGAUGGUUGGGGAACGGCCUUGCUUCCUGCUGCUGAUUUUUGCUUCAUUUAAGUUUGUAAACAUUAUUGGGUUUUGUUGUUAGUUUUUUUUUUUUACCUAUAUAUUACCACCCAGUUGUGCGUAUCUGCACAAAUGAGAGAGAAAUCUUAAUUUAUUUUCCCACAGUUUCUAUCUGUGGCAUUAACUUUCUUGUCAGAUGUAAUGAAGAAGAACCUGAAAAUUGCUUAUGCACCUGCGUGUUUACACAGCAGAACCCGCUAAUCUGCACACGUAAUUAUGUCUGAAGGUAAGAGAUGCUAUUUUCUAAAACACAGAAGUAUGUUUGCUGGUAGAUUAUAAUUAGAACUAAAUUAUAAUUAGUGAUCAGAAUAUAUAAUGGAAUGCCUUAUUCUUGUUCACUUACCAAGAGAAUUAAUGGUUCUUCCAGUCAUUAGUGUGAAUUAGUGAGGUUCUGUUGUGCGCAUAUGGAUACAGUAGCACAAAUAUGAGGGAGGUGAGCUUGUGUGUGUUGUAAGACUUGCUGCCUUAAACUGUAACUGAACAACAUCUGUAAACUGAUGAGCUCUCCAAGAAGUGUGCGUUACUAGAAGCAUAAAUGACUUUUACAAGCUUUAGUUUUGAUCUGUUGCUCAGUUUAAUUAUUUCUACAAGUGAAAUACUGACUCCACCGUUUCUGUUGUUCACAAGGGGAAAAAAGAUCCUCCUAGGAGGCAAGAAUGCUUAAUGCUGUGUAUUCUCCAGGCCAUGGGUAGUCAGUGCCAUGAACCCUUCAGGAAGGUGCCGCAGGUUAUGUUCUAGUAAGAAUUUGCAUGAUGGCCAACUCGAUUAAUGUUUGAAAAGAGCGAGAAGUUUUUCUUCUGGCAGUUGGGCUGAAUCCUUUGGAAGACAGUCUUGAAGCUUUCACUCAUCUUCUGUGAUGCAUCGUAGUGACAGAAAGAUAAGCUAAUAUUCAAUAUUGGGGAAAAAUCAAGAGCCAUUCUUUUUUCAGAAGAGUGGGAUAGUUGUAGAAGUCUUGUUAUCUGUGCUUUGGUACAUGUUUUAAUAAUCUCUUCUCCCAAGUGGGAAAUGCUUAAGACUGACAAGUCUACCACAAUAUUUCUUUGGUCUCCAGAAGCUGGACAUACUGACUCGUUUUUUGUUUUUCCACUUGAAUCUCUGAAUUUGAGGUGGGUUUUUUUGCUUUAUUUUUUCCUGUUGUGAAAAUGAACAUGGUGGUCUCCAGUCAACUCUCAAGCAUUACAGAAUGAAAUAUUGCACUACUCACAGCUAAGGUGACAGACCGUAGGUGGGUCGUUUCGUCUCUCCUGUGCAGCUGUAGUAGUAAUGUGACUCUCUUGGCCAAGGCAGGUCCUUUAUUUCAGCUCAGGGUUGAGGCCACUGAUCUAGCAAUGUACUGUAGCUCUUCCUAGGUUUUAGGAAAAAUAAAUAGAAUAAAUUUUCAUUGCUACCUAACUCUUCUGUACCAAAACCAGCUUUUUAGGCUUCUAAGAUAUCCAGAGCUCUAGGUCACAAAUCUCUACACCUUCAUUAACGCAACUACAGUAUGUACAAUGCAAGAAAGUGACAGAUCACAGCACAGUUUUUAUUUAGAAGUAAAACUAAGAAUAUUUUUUAUAAAGCAGACUGGAAAGUUUGUAACAAUUGUUCAUUUUAUCGGUAGCUGUACAGAUGAAAAUACUGUCUUACACUCCACUUUUUGUUUAAGUGCAUCCAUUUGUAAGUCCUGUGAGGAAACUGACACCUGAACCCUGAAGGCUGUUGGGUAUUGCAUCAAAGCAAGUGGUACUGUAACUUCAAUCGUGUGCUGUGAACUUGGCCUCCGCUGGAUGCCCGCAAGAAGUCACCCUGCCAGCGGUUACUCCAAUUUGUUAGCAAUAGAGCAAGUUACCUUUCACCAGCAUUACUGCCAAGCAGGGAUUAUUUUAGUCUACUACUGACUACACUGUGCUAGAACUAGAACACUCCAAAAUGCUGUGAGAAAGCUGGACACCUGUGGACUCUUUUCCAUCAAAACGGGUAGAAAAAUAAUUUGCUACUUCAGGGUUCUGCUCUGUUUACUUUCUCAUUCUUGUUUAGUUUUCUGUAAGGUAGUCCUUUUGAUAUGUCGUGUAUUCCUUAACUCUGUCAUUUUAUUUAAAUGCCAUUUUCUGUUCAGCAAGCCAAAAAAAUCCAAUGUACUGUCAGUGUGCACCAGAAACUUCAGAGUGGCUUGGUAAAAAUAUACUUGCAUUACUUCUAAAAUUUGCAAUGCAAUUCUGAUCACUAUUGAUACAUGGUAAUUUUCACUGUUGGAAGUUGGUUACAAGCUGAAUAAAAUCACUGAUGCAUUUUGUUUUGUAAACUUGUAUUCAAGUUUACUGUACUACAUAGUAUUUGUAUAAAAUUCAAAGAAUUUUGACUUUUGUUACCUGUACAUGGCAACAAGUUGUCUGGCAUCUUAAAUCCAUCUGUUUAUUAAAAGUACUUUUAUAAAAAAGA